Molecule: messenger RNA, 450 nt
Organism: Vitis vinifera (wine grape)
Lineage: Eukaryota; Viridiplantae; Streptophyta; Magnoliopsida; Vitales; Vitaceae
Product: pectinesterase inhibitor-like
Exons: 1
Coding region: 1-450 (149 amino acids)
Biological process (GO): negative regulation of catalytic activity
Molecular function (GO): pectinesterase inhibitor activity
Source: RefSeq, a predicted model, not a curated record
AUGAAUGAUGCGUUGGUAGAAAAACUUUGUGCUAAAAGCACGGAUCCUUCAUUUUGUGCAAAUGCUCUAAAAUCUGAUCCUCGUAGUGCCAUCGCAGACAUCACAACUUUUGAGCAAAUUGCGAUCAACUUGACAAAGGCCAAUGCCACGGAUACCUGGAAUUUUGUGAACUUAAAUGCAGGACAAAAUAAUGAUCCUAAGAUCAAAGCCGCAUAUCAACGAUGUUCUCCUCUUUACGAAGAUAUAAUAGCCGCCACUGAUGAUGCAACAACAUCUUUGGAAGCUCUAGACUAUCGUGAUCUGGACACUGAAGGAGAAAGUAUCAUGGAUAGUGCAGACGAAUGUGAUCAACUUUUCACAAAACCUUCCCAAAUGUCAGAUAGAAACAGAUUUGCUAGACUUUUGGGUGAGAUGAUUGCCUUAAUCGGUGAUGUUUUGAUUUCUGGAUGA